AUAUAUACCCUCAGGGGCCCGGGGAUAUAUACAUGAAUUUGUUAUCGUCAGUGUUCAUUGUGUGUUGAACGCUCCACAAAAUAUCGUUCCGUAUAGUUGCGAAUUCAAGCUCAUCAAUAAGUGAUCAUCUGUUUAUCUGUAAACCCCAAAAAACUGGGGUGAAUUUUUGACAAUUGAAUAAUACGGUUAUUACCGAUAUUUCAUGCAGUAAUCAAGGUUCAUAAUGUCGUGCGAUCAAGCAAAGAGACGUGUUAAAAUUACGGUGUAACACGAGAUGUACUCUUCUUAUAACCCAUGGCAAAAAUAAGAGCAACAGAAAGAAUAUCGAUGAGAGUCAAAAGAAUUGAAGAAUUUUUCGUUAUUUAACGAUACUGCAAUAGAUCACCAAUUUGUAGCAUCGUUAUCGUUAUUGUUAUUUUGGCAUUGAACAUCGCUGAAAAAUAAUAGGCAAUAACAGAGGGCAAUAAUAAUGGCGUCGAAUAAUCAACGGACACCCUCGGCUCCACCGCAGCCGAGAUGGUCUAACGAUGGUAAAAAAAUUGCCAAAGAACAGAAGCAGCAGGUACUUGAUCGAGUGAAAGAAAUGUUUGGCAGUACCUUGGAGCAAGAUGUAAUAUUGUCUGUUGUCCUGAAUUGUAAAUGGAAACUACAACCAUCAAUCAACGCGCUGAUCAUGCUGUCAGAAAACGCUGAAGUUCCUUCCAAUCGUGGCAGUCAAAACGUUAGCGAACAAAGCAGUCGCCCAAUGUCAAAUUCAAUGGGAAUGAGUUCCAACAGCGAGAAAAGGAUGAGAAAUGACGAUCCGGAUAAAACGAUGCAUAAAUCAAACAUUCAGAACGAUAUUACUACUGGCUUCCUUAACUUGAAUGAUAAAGAAUUGCUGCGUCAACAGGAAGAAUUUCGGAAGUUCGAACUGCUUAAGAAAGAUUUGGCGAAUAAAGGGUUUGUUUCCAUGGUUAACGAGAACGUGUCUAAUCUCAGCUAUUCUCAGGAGAGUAUGAAAGUACCGCCUCUAAAACUCCAACAGUUUGGCCAAGCCUGGUCAUCUGGAAAUCAGACAACUGGAAAAGCUGAUUUUUCCAAAGUUUACUAUUGCAGCGACAUCGAAAGCGAAUCCCCGUCUGCUCAAAAAAAUUCUACGAUGAAUCAACUCUGGGGUAAUACGAGUAACAUAGGUCAAAAGAAAACCAAAGAAACUAACAAUCAAUUUGAUAAUCUGUUCGGAAGCAAACUUCAAUUCUCACGCGAUUUGCCAGAUAAAAUCGGCAACAAAGGAACCAUACCGAAAAAUAAUAAGACACAAAAUCAACAGUCGUCUGCACCUCAGCAGCACCAGCAACAUCAGAAUUUUAACCCUGAUCAUCCCGGCUCUGCCCAAAGCCCAAAAUCAAAAGAUACAAAGAACUUGAACACUAAGGGGGGUUCAAAAUCGCAAUCUGGAGAGCCAAACGUAAAAGGAUUUCCCUACACAUCGAUGCACUUUACUUCCGCAGAGUAUAAGUCAACGGAUUACCAAGAUGACUUCCAAGAAUCACAAAUGGAUCAGCAUCAGCAGCAAGUUGAGCAAUUCGGCUCAAACUAUGAUGAUGAGAUAAAGAAUAAAACGGGAAGUGGUAAAUCGAACCUGUACAAAGGAGAAACAGAAUCGCUUUGUGGACUGAAAGUUCAAUACCGUCUUCCUGGAUUGGAAAACAGCUCGGACGAUGAUGCAGAUGUUGUCAUAGAGGAAGAAAGAAUGGACUAUCCUAUGCAGAUACCAUCCCUCAUGUCGACCAAUGUGUGUCAAUUUAUAUCUAGCCCUAUUGAAAUACAGCCAAAAAAUACUCGCUCCGACAUAUCUGUAAGCAACACGCCGUCUCCGCCUGACUCUCCGCAACACAAUACCUACGACAAUACAUUGCAAAAUAUAAUAUCUUCAAUCAUUGAAGGCCACAAAGUUUUAAUCAUCACAAGGGGGCUACCUGGAAGUGGUAAAUCACAUCUAGCAACGAACAUUGUGAGGUCCUCCGUAGGUGGGGAUCCGAAUCAAUUCGUGUUCAGCGCUGAUGAUUACUUUGUAAUGUUAGGAAGAGGCACAUAUCAGUUUGUCCGUUCGAAAUUGUCCGAAGCGCACAGCCAUGCGCAAAAAAGAGCUUUCAAGGCAAUGAGAGAUGGCGUCAGUCCAGUUAUUAUCAGCAACACAAAUACUCAGUCGUGGGAAAUGCAACCGUACGUUGUAAUGGGGGUUCAAAAUGGAUACAUUAUCGAAGUUCUCGAGCCAAAUACACCGUGGGCUAAUAACGUGAACGAAUUGGCUAAAAGAAAUACUCAUGGGGUGUUGAAGGACGCUAUAAGACACAUGAUAGAAAAAUAUGAAAGAAACAUCACGGGACCAAAGCUUAUAGAACAAUUUUCCCUUCGUUAUUCGCCAGAUAAUAUUCCCCCGCAAUAUAGAAAGUUUCCACCCUUGAGUUCGAUGAGCAACAGCCAGGAACAGCAGAAAAACGAGAAUCAAAAAUCUACGAAAAGAAAUAGGAGGCGAAAAAGAGCUCAAGCCUACAACAGCGAUGACGUGUUCACCAUGCCAAACACGGAUCAAUUGGAUCACCUACUCAGCGACAAUGAUAAGAACAUGAAACCCUCUGCUAAUUCUCGUGGGCCACAAAACAGCAAGGAUACCUUGGAGAAUAUUGUGUCAAAUGCUCUAAUGUCUGAAAAUGAUACUCUCAAUAAGUCUCUCGUCGAUUAUUGCAUAGAAACGGAUUCUAGUGAUGAAAUGGAUGAAGACAAUGUCCCUGACCAGCGAGAAGAUAGCAAUAGCCCUACCGGUAACAACAAAGUGCUUGACUUACUCAGCGAAAAUGUCAUGAAUGACCGUGAAUGUGAAGUUCCUUUAAGCAAUAAUUCCUCGCCUUCGGUUAGUAAAGACAAGGGUAAUUCUCUGUCAGAAACGAUGCAAAGCGAUGACUCACCUUCAAAGACCGAUGAUUUUAACUUAAGAAAAACUUCGAGUAACCUUCAGCAUCAGAGCCUGGGAGCUAUUGGAUCGGAGAGAAAGGGGAGUGUUACUACGAUAGAAUAUGAAACAGCGAGAAAAAAUGCUGUAGAUGAAUGUAAUCAAGAGAAUACAGAAAAUAUUCUCUCGCAAUGCUGGGAUUUCACUUUACUUGUAAACGGCAAACAGAUACACAGCACUACUAAUUAUGAACAUUGUAAAACACAGAAAAAGAAGCAACCAGAAUUCGAAGAUAUUGAGAAAGAAGUUGGUUCAAACAUUGAAAAGGAAGCCAAGACAGAUAACGAUUACCCGACAGGAGUUAUUAUAACAGAAAUUUAUACUGAGGAGGCCGAGGCUGAGUGGAGAAAAUCUGCAAGCUUAGUUGAAACAUUUGGGGAUGAUACAUCAAUUCCCGAAGAUCCGGAAGUGACAAUCACAAACAUAAUGAAAAAAAUGGACGCCGAGGAGCCAGAAAUAGAUGUUAAACGCCAAGUGAACUCCUUAGAUACUGACUUUAUUGCAGAACUUGUUGACACCGAACCAGAAUCGAGCUCUGAGGGCCAGGGAUUGAUCGGGUCGAUAUUCACUGGGAUAAAAAAUUCCCUGCUGGGUUUCAAUAGUUAUACCAGACGAGUCGAGGACACUGUAAGAAAUGAGGAAAGUAUGAUGAAGUACAAGCAUCAAACUAACGAUAAUUCUCUAUCGGAAACAGAUGCUUUUGAAAACGAAAUGUCUCACAGAGAACCCAGCGUUAUCGCCCCUAAUGAAAACGAUUCCCAAAAAACCGAACAAGAAUUUGUGCUAACUGGAAUAUCUGCCACUAUAGUAGGCGAUGAUUUGAGUUCCAAAUUAUCUGAUUUAAAUCUAAAUAGCACUCUUGUUCCAUCGACUGACUCUGAUAAAGGUUUAUGUCGGUUGUCAACGCCUGUCAUGUUUGAUAACACUGAAAAUGAUGCAAACUCAAAGCUUGUAGUUAAAGAUACAUUAACAAACAAAUUGGCUGUUGAAAAUAAAGAUUCUACUGAAAACCCAGGUUCUGUAAGUGAUUCAAAAUCGCUAAUUCAGAAUCAGACUAAAAAUAGCUGUGCUUAUUCAUCCAUAGAUGCAAACGACGCUUUUGCAAUCAAUGAGGAUGAAACGAGUAAUGCAGAAAUCACGGCUGAAAAGUCUCAAACAAUUGAUGAGUCUGACAUGGAAGAACUUGUGGCAUUAAAGCAAAAGGAUGACGAAGAUCAAAGUAAAGAAGAGAAGAACAAAAGUCUUGCAGAAAGUAUCGAUAAGUUAAUCAUACCAAAUCUGAGUGAUAUUGAUCAGAUUCAGAAAGUUGAAGGGCUUCCGGAAAGUAUUUCCGAUUUAAAGAUGACUGGUUCAGAAUGCGAAACCUCGAACGAGGCAAUUAGUGAAGUGAUCUGUAAGAAAGAAGUCGCAUAUAUCUGUGGAACUGAUUCUCAUGACAACGAAUCUAAGUCUGGUGAAAUUGAACCCUCGAAUUUGAUCAUAAGUGCGGAAAUUUCUACGAAAGAAACUGUAAAAGUCCCCGAAGAUAAUGUCAGCGAAUUUAUAAGUACGGAAAGAGAAUCUCUAAGCAAAAGUCAUGAUUUAAAAUUAACAAGUGACAAUGAAUUUGAAGACCUAUCUCCUGGUACUCCUACAGAAAAUAGUUUGGAAUGUAAAAACGAGAAUUCGGCACUGCUCGAAAGUAAAGAAGAAAGUGAAAAUAAUUUUGAAUCCUCGAUCCAUCCUUACAAUAAUUUGGAUGAUUCCUCAACAGAAGAAUGCUGUGAAUGUUACGAAGAAUGCUGCGAAUUGCUGAUGGCAUCGGACCCAGAGGAUUUAAUCGAUGUGAAACAAGCUGAAAAUCUUGAUGAAGUAAAAGCUAGUACCAAACAAAACCUGGGUGGAGAUGGAGAUAAGACUGAGAGUGAGAAUAAAACCGUCGAAAUUGUUGAUAAUCUGAACCAAGUAACAUGGAAAGAGUCCCCAUUUCCCGUAGAACACAUUAGUCCAGUAAGAGAAACAGUGAAAAAAUCUGACAAUGUGAUGAAGUCGGAUUCUUCUACAAACACGAGUAGUUAUGACUUCAAUGUUUUAUAUGUCGGGGGUACAUCGGAAUACAGAAUUAUGAGCGCGACAAGCAGAUCAAUAAAUAAUGGCACGUCUAUAGUUGUUGAGGAGAAACCCCCGUUGAAACUAAUGUUGGAUAAAAGUUCAAUGACUUCUGUGGUCGACGUUCUGAGUGGCGAGGAAAGCCUAGAAUUCAAAACAGAGGUUGAAACAAUAAUGAACGUGGAGAAGCUUUUAGAUAUGUUUCCAAACGUGCCUCAUGAGGAUAUCACGGAGAUUUACAAGAACCUUUGCAAUUGUGAUUUCGAUUGGGCGGUGGAUGUUCUUCUGGACGGAGUGCCUGAAGACGUUACCAAGUACACUAAAAUUGAAUCCCCCAAAAUCGUGCUGGAUAGGCAGGCGACACCUUCUGCAGGUAGUUCUGAAGCUGGGGAUUCGGAGAGCCAAAAUUCUACGCCACACAAGGAAAGACUGGACAAAAUAAAACAGCAGUCAAGUAGCUCAGAGUCUAAUGAAGGCAAUGCUAAAGUUCAGCACCCAAAUUUUAGCCCCAGGAAGAAAAAGGACAAACAUACAGUGUCGAAAGAACAAUUGGAACUAAAGAGACAGAUUGAAGAAAAGAUGGUAAUCAACGAAGCCUGCUAUAAUCCUCAUAUAUUACGAGUCAAAAGAUGGAAAAAUGGUGAGCCUGACAUCACAAUUGAGGAGAAUAAAGACGCCCACCCACAGAUUAAGGACGUGCCAGGUACUUUACCAUUGUUGAUAUCAGAGACUGAUGAUUGCGUUGAGGAAACCCUAUCGCUAGAGACAUCUGAGAGCACUGACGACUUCACCGAAGACGAUAUAGAGCCGGAAGAAAUGAUGGAGUUGAAUUUAGGUCACGAUUUCAUCAAAACGUUAGAAAAUGAGUUUGGAAACCCUGAAUUCCAAUUCGCUGAUGGUCUUUUCCCUGUUAUUCAAAUUAAAAAAUCCAUGGCACAGCAGUUACACGCGCUUUGGAUCGAAAGUAUGGAACGACAGCUCAAUGCUCAACAAGAACAUCUCGACAGAAUGAUUGAAAAAGAUGCUGAAUACGCGAGAUCGUUGGAGCAAGAGGAAGCCCGUCUUUUGACGGAGCCUAUAGUUCCGAAUUUGUCACAAAUAAUGGACAUGGAAAUGGCUCUGGCCAUAUACAAUAACGAUUUGAAAAAGCAAGUCAAACUCGAAACACCUAACGACAUGGCGUCACGAUUGACUAGACAAAUGCUCCACGAAAUGUUCACUGACCAUGAUCCCGAAACCCUUGACGAAAUCUUAAACGCUCAUAAUGGCGAUUACAAAGAAACUGUCGAGGUCCUGGAAGCAAGUACAGGGCUACUUUCGAACCGCAAUCAUACGCUUAAAAAGCAAAGAAGCCUCAUAGACAGAGUGAGAAAAGAAUCCAUCGAGACAAACGAAGUAGAGAAAAAUUCACAAGCAUCCGCUACUGGCACUAUCAAUUCGCAUUCAAGCAAACCGGAUAAUUCAAACUCUGCAACGCUCACAUAUGAGGCUGCGAUGGAAGAAGCUCAAGAAUCGCGUAAGGAGGCUCAGCGACAACUUUCCCUCCGCAACGAGAAUUUCAACAAAGCUACGGAAGCGUUCAGAAAAGGCAAUCGAGAAGUUGCCGGGUAUUAUUCUCAAAUGGCAAAAUUGCACUCGAAAAAAAUGGAAUAUGCCAAUUGGACGGCGGCAAGUGCUUUUGUAACAGCUCAGGACUACAUGAUGAAUACUGAAAACACAUUAGAUUUGCAUUACCUGUACGUGGCUGAGGCUUUGCACGCACUGGAUGUAUUUUUAGAACAUCAAUUAUCAAAGCUCAGUGAGGGUAAUAAAAAAUCGAUGAAUUUGUAUAUAAUUACUGGACGAGGGAUUCGCAGUACUAAAGGAUUAAGCAGGAUUAAACCCGCAGUUUCUAAAAAGCUCGCAUCUAAAAAUAUUAGGUUUAUGGAGGAGAAUCCCGGAUGUCUGAAGGUAGUCAUUCACAGACGGAAUAUCACGAUGGGCUGAGUACUUACGCACACAUCUCAAUCAGAGAAAUAUACGUAAAUAAAUUGUGUUAUUGCACUAUACAACAAUUGACGCGUUGACAAAUCGACCAAACAAGAAUGAUGCAGAAUUUGAAGAAAAACGACACUGAAUGAUCUUGAAUAUCCAAUGGAAGAAUUUCUAGGUAAUUCAAUACAUUUUUCGAAAGGUAUGCAAGAAUGUACAAAUCGCCAAAAAAAAUUUUAAUUUUUUUUUUUUUUUUUCUUGAAGACUAAUUGAUUAGCAAUAAAUGGAUACAAUAGUAAUGAUGUUAAGAAUCGAAAAUUGCCUCGCAAAAUAAUGUCUGAAAUGGAAACACUUUUAUAUAUAUAUAUAUAUAUAUAUAUAUAUAUAUAUAUAUAUAUAUAUAUAUAUAUAUAUAUAUAUAUAUAUAUAUGUGUAUUUUGAUAUAUGUAUAUUUAAUAUGGAUUAUAUAUAUAUACAUAUAUCAAAUUGUUGGAGAAAAAACCACUAAAAAGAAGAAAGUGAAUGUGACAAAAUAACUGGUGUGUAAAAGCUGAUGAUACUUUUAUACUGUAUAUUUUAAAUCAGUUUAUAGUAUAACUAUUACGUAUAGUUGAAGCUGAAGUUAUGUGCUAACCGUGUUGAAAUUCUUUUAAAAGAUUGCCGUGAGAUCAGAGAAAAUCUUCAUUGUUGGCCUACACUGCCUUAUUUUACUAAAUGUUAACACUACUAACUAUAGCGUCUAGCUUCAGCUUCAAUGGUAAUAAACAUACAAACAAAUAUGCGACACUGUAAAUGUAUUGAAUUGGCAAAUAUAAUUAUUGUUUUUUAGCGUCAAUAAUAUUACAAUCAUUAUUGUUGUUGUGUUGUUAUUACCAUUAUCAUUAUUAUUAUCAUUGUUAGUAUUAUUUCCGUGGUAUACUUUUUUAAUAAGUUCGACAUUAUAACUAGUUAUGCAUUAAUGAUAUAUUAUAUUUUUGGUUUUUACUUCGUACACAAUAAUUGUGUGUAAUUAUUCUUUUAAAUUCUUAUAUUUAAAUUUCCACAAAUGUAUACCUUGGUUUGUAUCGACUUGACGAAAAGAAGAGAAAAAAUAAACAAAAAACCGUA
Molecule: messenger RNA, 8161 nt
Organism: Neodiprion virginianus
Lineage: Eukaryota; Metazoa; Arthropoda; Insecta; Hymenoptera; Diprionidae
Product: NEDD4-binding protein 2
Exons: 9
Coding region: 470-7069 (2199 amino acids)
Source: RefSeq, a predicted model, not a curated record